AUGCGUUAUUAUUCCUCAAUUCCUCCUCCCCUGCUCACAAACAGCACCCUCAUAACACAAGUGACACUCAGCCAGCGAGAUCCUAAGUGCCUCCAGAAUCGUUAUGAAGAUAUUAACAUAGUUCUUGGACUAAUUUUAGCAAGUUUUUCCCUAAACUUCACGUUGCCGGGUAACACGACUUCCUCCCCAGUUGUUACAGGUGGGAAAGAAGCAGACUGUGGGCCUCCUGUUGGGUUAGCAGCAGGCAUCCCAUCCCUGGUGGCCACAGCCCUGCUGGUGGUUUUAUUGUUGACCUUGAUUCGUCGAAGAAGAAGAAGAAGCAAUGACUCCACUGAGGAAAGUGAGAGACCAUAUGAAAUUUCAGACAUCUAUGACAAUCCCAAGGUAUCUGAGAAUCCUCAGCGGUCACCCACACAUGAUAAUAUUGUGGGGACAGAAGAAGGCCACAUAUAUGUGAAGACUGUAGCAGGAAGUGAGGAGCCCAUGGGUGACACUUACCGUCGUCCUCGUGUAGAAAUGGAGAGAAGGCGGGGAUUGUGGUGGCUUAUACCUAGACUGAGCCUAGAAUGA
Molecule: messenger RNA, 570 nt
Organism: Orycteropus afer afer
Lineage: Eukaryota; Metazoa; Chordata; Mammalia; Tubulidentata; Orycteropodidae
Gene: OPALIN
Product: oligodendrocytic myelin paranodal and inner loop protein
Exons: 6
Coding region: 1-570 (189 amino acids)
Cellular component (GO): plasma membrane; cell-cell contact zone
Source: RefSeq, a predicted model, not a curated record